Messenger RNA from Aspergillus uvarum CBS 121591, 576 nucleotides. RefSeq lists its product as uncharacterized. The record is from RefSeq and is a predicted model, not a curated record. The transcript is spliced from 2 exons. Bases 1 to 576 code for a protein of 191 amino acids. NCBI's taxonomy places the organism in Eukaryota, Fungi, Ascomycota, Eurotiomycetes, Eurotiales, Aspergillaceae.
AUGUCUCAGAAACUCCGACCCCUCGACGAAACCGUCGACGUCCCCGAUUACAUCAAAAAAUAUUGCUCCGGUGCCUGGCACAUCGAUUCCGCCGAACAAUUCGCCGUCGAAUACAACGCGCUCGCUUUCCUACAAAGAAGAUACAGCGUAAAAAAAUGGGGCAUCUCUGAGAACUCCUCGAGCACUUGUUGUGCUUACUGCUUGCGUAUCAGAAGGUGGGACAACGUGAUAGCGCGGCAAUGCUAUAGAUUCUUCAAAUCUGCUCGCAGAGAAGCCAAAGCGUAUGUCAAACGUCAAGCUUACAUUCCGCGACAGGAUUCGGGACAUCGUACGCGGGUUUUUGCGAGGCUCGCUGUUGGUCUGAAUUUUCUGGCGGUUGAGACUAAGUGUGAACCGGGGUGUGUGAGGUGGUCCCGUAGUUCUUCUAGAGGGACCCGGGGUCAGGCCCAGUCUAGAGCCCGGUCUCAGAAUCAGUCUCAGGCAAAGGCCGAGGCUUCGACUGCGAGUAAGACGGCGGAGCAGGAAGAGGCGCCCCCGUGUUAUAAGGCGGCUAUUGGGAUGGGCCAUGGGUGUUAA